AAACGAAUUUUUGUUUACCUAGUUGACGCAGUAUGUUACGGAGACAUCAAGUCUCAGUAUGUAUGACACUGAAAUAAUUUACUCAACGCGAGUUCUUAAUGGACAAUUUGUGCAUCUUGUUGUGCAUCUCGGCCACCACCGAUGGCCAGCUUUUUUGGUUGCAACAAUCAGCCACCCGAAAGCAUUGUUUGGACCAGUAGCAGACGACUUCGCUGAGUUGCAGGCGCACCGAGUAGAUUCUACUCUUCUGAACGAAGUGAUUUUGCUAUUUGUUAGACGCGAUUGUGUCGAGAUCGAGAGUGUACGCACUAUAAGGUUUGUGCGAAUCAUUGGAAUCCUGUUGAUGAAGUGAGCUAUUAGAGAUCAGUUUUGAGUUGAAGUUAGCGACACGGCAUUGUCUGUGACGUUGUAAUUUGCUCCCGCGUAGUAAAUAGUGACGCGUUUGCUUAAUAAGCAAGCAGCAAUCGGGUCCCGGUGCAUGUGUCUGUCCGCAUUUGGCAUCCACUACGACGAAAGGCCAGUUUCGUUGGAAUUGAACCAGUUCUAGCGACGUUGUCCUUUGUGGAACAAUGUCUGAUCUCUCGGAGACUAACGGAGUACCCUCCUCAGGCUCAUGCGGAUCCUCUGGAUCAGGCCAGCCUCUGCCGGCAGGUGACGCUUCUGGUGUGAAUCAUGAUGAGGCGAUCAUGGCGCAGGAGAAAGCUAUUGAGAAAGAAAUCUCCGACAGUAUACCACUUAUCGAUAACAAAAAGCCACUCAUCAGCUUAGAGUCUGAAUACGCUUCUGAUGAUACUAUUUAUCAGGAGAAACUUCGUGAUCUGGAAUCCCGAUUUGGAUUUAUUAGAAAGACUAGACCAGAUGGUAACUGCUUUUUCCGUGCCUUUGGGUUUGCCUAUUUGGAGUCGAUGCUCUCUGAUAUUGAUGAACUGCGCCGCUUCAAAGAUCUGCUGGGAAAGAGCAAAGAAGAACUUAAGGCUCUUGGAUUUCCUGAUUUCACAAUCGACGAUUUCCACGACACCUUCGUUGAUGUUCUGAAGCGACUCGAGGAGAAGCCUACACUUGAUGAGCUGCAUGCCGUAUUCAAUGAUAGAGGUCUCUCAGAGUACAUGGUUGUAUUUUUGCGUCUAUUAACAUCGGGCCAAUUACAAAAAGAGUCAGACUUUUUUGGUGCCUUUAUUGAAGGCGACCACUCGCUCAAAGACUUCUGUCGGCAGGAAGUCGAACCAAUGUACAAAGAAUCGGAUCACAUCCAUAUCAUCGCCCUAACAAGACACUUGUCGACGGGCGUUCAAGUACUUUAUAUGGAUCGUGCGUCAACCGAUGGAAAGGUGAUUAAACACAGCUUCCCCGACGACGUUAAACCUCGAGUCCACUUGCUCUAUCGCCCAGGUCAUUACGACAUUCUCUAUCCUAUCGGAGGAGCUGACGGCGACCAGUAGGCGACCAUUUGCGCCAAAGACGGUCUCACAGUUGCCCUCGUAAAAUCGAGGAUUGGUUUUGACGUUCCCGUUCACCAGACUCGCCACGUAUGGAGGAUUUACCUCUUUUUAGGGUCUCGGAUGCUAGAUGGCUCCUAUUGCGUUGUCGCUCUCGUUAGAAGUACGGCUUUAAACAGGGGCCGUUCGUCGACGUCGCAAGUCAUUUAAAUAGGCCUGACAAUUUGUAUGGGUAAAAAAGAUAAUGCUAACAGACAUCCGCGUAGGGGGCAUUACACCACGUUCGACGCGGAGCAUAACCAAUCGUAACUAUAACAGCCUAAGAGUUGGAAGGGUUCCAGGGCGCUAUGACGUCCAGUGUAUGAAUAUUAAGAUUAUUAUUAUUAUAGGUAUAACACUAUUAAACGAGGAAUAUUAUAAUAUUAUAAUCUUUAUUAAUAAAGAUAACCAUCAGGAAAGAAAGCAAGGGAGAGGGGAAAAGACAUACUUUGAACGCAGCGCAAUAAAUGUUCUAAUUGCGUCUAAACGAUAAUAAUUCCCCCAUGACGCGCUGUAGAUGCGGGGUCGAUAGGAAUUGCGAGACAUCGUACUUUUAUGGAGCAUUUCAUUGCUUCUCGACUUUAUGAUGAUGAAAUUAAGAAUAGGAACCAUCGCGAUAGGAAGUGUAAUGGUAAACCGCAAAAAUUACCAAAUAUAUAUGGUUAAUAAAAGGGAAGAGUCUAUGGGAAAUAGAGGAAGGUCGAUUAACUGCCCAUAGAAGUGGCACACAAUAGUAAUCUAAAAAAAGCAAGCAAGAGAAUGACAGAAGUUCGAUUCUGAUCUAAUUUAUUAACGACAUUCGCAAAUGCUGAAAUUGCAUGUGUAGCGAGUCAGUUGAAUGAAUUAUCACUAUGUUAUAGCCGGUAUACGCAAUAAUAAUAGACUCGUACCAUCAAUCACAUAACUACAUCUUGCGAUCCUCAGAACACGUACACAUUUCUUUAUAGCACAUCGAAUUCCCUUCAUCCAAUCUCGUCAUUCGUGACACGAGUAUUCGCGGGCCAAUCAAGAAAAUUUCGUUGUGAUAUAUACUAUAUAUGUAUAGUAUGUUUUCAUACUUGAUUUGUUUGCCCGAUGUAUUGUCCGUUGUUUAGUUGAUUGAAAGCUGAUUUAAACAAGAAUAAAAAUGAGACGGAAGAUAUUUGAAUCUUUAAUAAGAAUCUUGUUUAGUUACUGU
Varroa destructor (honeybee mite) is the source of this 2652-nucleotide messenger RNA. RefSeq names its product ubiquitin thioesterase OTUB1. Gene Ontology annotation, molecular function: ubiquitin binding; cysteine-type deubiquitinase activity. Gene Ontology annotation, cellular component: nucleus. Gene Ontology annotation, biological process: protein K48-linked deubiquitination. The record is from RefSeq and is a predicted model, not a curated record. Lineage: Eukaryota; Metazoa; Arthropoda; Arachnida; Mesostigmata; Varroidae.